Messenger RNA from Corylus avellana, 2007 nucleotides. RefSeq names its product Protein kinase superfamily protein. Gene Ontology annotation, molecular function: ATP binding; protein kinase activity. The record is from RefSeq and is a predicted model, not a curated record. Gene Ontology annotation, biological process: protein phosphorylation. NCBI's taxonomy places the organism in Eukaryota, Viridiplantae, Streptophyta, Magnoliopsida, Fagales, Betulaceae.
CUCGUAAACAGGGAUUCCUUCUCUCUCUCUCUCUCUUGUUCUGAUCCUGUGUGUUUUGUCUGUAAGCUGUAACAUUUUCUGGGACAGUGCAAGAGAGCAAUGGACUCAAAACCCAAUUCACACUCAUUGGGUCUCUCACUCUCGGCCACUCCUCUUAUUUCAAAUUUGAAUGCCCUUUUUCACUCCUCCUUUUGGGUCCCUACGCCCAGCUCUCUUCGCGCCCGCGUCUCUCUCGCCCUCCCUUUGACUGCCUCGGUCUAAUCCCCACCCACCUUGACCUCACCUCGCCAUCCCAUAUUUAUAACCCAAAAUCCCCUUCUUUCGCAACAUUCAUCAAACACUUUCAAAGCCUAUGGAGUCAGGCAUGGAAAAGCCAGCCCAGCGCAGUGAAAACAAUGAUACCAAAUCCGUCACUAGCAAUCUCCAAGACCUUAGUUUCAAUACCAGUGUUAGCGUCAGUCUUUGUAGCAGCACAGUUUCUGGGUCUGAUAACAGUGUGAGUAGCAGCAAUAUGAGCAAUGCCAGCACCUCUGAGGCUCACAAGAAUGACGAACCCGUGGUGGACUAUGAGGAAAGCGACACACGAAGUUUGAGUCACGCGAGCAAAUCUAACAGCUUCGAUGCAAAUGAGUCCAGCUUUCGGAGCUUUUGCCCGUCGAAGCCGCACAAAGGCAACGAUAUACGAUGGGAUGCCAUACAAUGCGUGAAAGCUAAAGAUGGGGACUUGGGGCUAGGACAUUUCAGGCUUUUGAAGAAGCUCGGGUGUGGGGAUAUAGGGAGUGUGUAUUUGGCGGAGUUAAGGGGAAUGGGUUGUUUGUUUGCCAUGAAGGUGAUGGAUAAGGGCAUGUUGGCUGGGAGGAAGAAGCUGGUGAGAGCUCAGACUGAGAGGGACAUAUUGGGUUUGUUAGACCACCCCUUCCUUCCGACCCUUUAUUCCCAUUUCGAGACCGAAAAGUUUUCUUGCUUAUUAAUGGAGUUUUGCAGUGGCGGGGAUCUUCAUACGCUCCGGCAGCGCCAGCCGGGGAAGCAUUUUACGGAACAGGCAGCCAAAUUUUAUGCUUCUGAAGUUCUUCUUGCCCUUGAGUACCUACACAUGAUGGGAGUGGUGUACAGAGACUUAAAGCCUGAAAAUGUAUUGGUGAGGGAGGAUGGCCAUAUCAUGCUCUCUGAUUUUGAUUUAUCAUUAAGAUGCUAUGUGAGUCCCACCCUUGUUCAGUCCAGUAUAGAGCCAUCCUGCCGGAUAUCUUCUUAUUGUAUUCAGCCGUCGUGCAUUGAUCCAGCCUGCAAACUUCCCGUUUGUGUGGAGCCCUCUUGCUUGCAACCUUCUUGUUUUAAGCCUCGUUUUCUCAAUUCCAAAAGAACAAAGGUGAGGAGUGAAAAAAUGGCAAAUUCAGAUUCACUUCCUGUGCUAAUUGCAGAACCAACUAGCGCCCGCUCUAUGUCAUUUGUUGGAACCCAUGAAUACUUAGCUCCUGAGAUAAUAAGAGGGGAUGGUCAUGGGAGUGCUGUUGAUUGGUGGACAUUUGGUAUUUUUUUGUAUGAGUUGCUACAUGGGAGGACACCAUUUAAAGGCAAUGGAAACCGAGAGACAUUAUUCAAUGUUGUUGGUCAGCCCCUAAAAUUUCUAGACGGAUCCAGUAUCAGCUUUGCUGCUAAAGACUUGAUCCGGGGCCUCCUUGUAAAGGACCCACAAAAGAGAUUAGGGUUCAAAAGAGGUGCUACUGAGAUCAAACAGCAUCCCUUCUUUGAAACUGUUAAUUGGGCUCUCAUCCGCGGUACUCACCCUCCAGAGAUUCCAAAACCAGUUGAUCUUGCAUUUUUGAACCACACAUUUAAGUCUUCGGCGCCUCCGAACGACAAAGGUGCAACUGACUCAAAUAGGUCAUCAGGUCCUUACUUAGAUUUUGAAUUUUUUUAAUUUUUAUUUUGAUAAGAUGAUUGAAACUGUUGGCUUGUUGUAUUCAUGUUGUCAAUGUUAGUUUAUUCCCUUACAUGGUUAUAUUAUUU